This is a messenger RNA of Abrus precatorius (Indian licorice), 2130 nucleotides long. RefSeq names its product MLO-like protein 6. Gene Ontology annotation, biological process: defense response. The transcript has 15 exons. Bases 183 to 1889 code for a protein of 568 amino acids. NCBI's taxonomy places the organism in Eukaryota, Viridiplantae, Streptophyta, Magnoliopsida, Fabales, Fabaceae. Gene Ontology annotation, cellular component: membrane. The record is from RefSeq and is a predicted model, not a curated record.
AAUCAUUAAUAGAAGUUGAACAUUAAGUACCGGUUGCAUAACUCUUCCUCCACUUUCUCUUAUUCCUGAAAUUUUCUCUGUUCAAUUGCACAACUUUUUCAUCUGCUCCUACCUAUCCAUCAUCGUUCAUCUAUUUAUUACCAACGCUUGACACACAGAAAUAAAGGUAUCAAGAAGAAACCAUGGCAGGAGGAAGCGGAGGAAGAAACUUGGAGGAAACGCCAACAUGGGCCGUAGCUGCUGUUUGUUUUGUUUUGAUCUUAGUAUCUAUAAUGAUCGAGCACAUCAUCCAUCUCAUUGGAAAGUGGCUGAAGAAGAAGCACAAGAGAGCUUUGUACGAGUCACUUGAGAAGAUCAAGUCAGAGCUUAUGUUGUUGGGGUUCAUAUCGUUGCUUCUAACGGUAGGACAAGCUCCAAUAUCAAGAAUAUGUAUAUCAGAAAAAGUUGCUGGAACAUGGCAUCCUUGCAGCGAUAAAGAGGAAAAUAGUGAAGAAUCAGAAAACCAAACGAGUGGCCGCAGAUUAAUGCAAGCGGCGUUCUCUGGUUCAGACGGAGAAAAUCCACGACGCGUUUUAGCGGGAGGAGGAAGCGACAAGUGUGCCGAGGGUAAAGUCCCAUUUGUGUCAUCUGAUGGCAUUCAUCAACUCCAUAUAUUUAUCUUCGUGCUGGCUGUUUUUCAUGUCCUUUACUGCAUUAUCACUAUGGCUUUGGGCAGAGCAAAGAUGAAAAGGUGGAAACGAUGGGAAGAGGAAACCAAGACACUUGAGUACCAAUUUUCACACGAUCCUGAGCGAUUCAGAUUUGCCAGGGAGACAUCGUUUGGAAGAAGGCACUUGAGCUUCUGGACCAAAAAUCCUGUCCUCAUGUGGAUUGUUUGUUUCUUUAGGCAGUUUGUACGGUCAGUUCCUAAGGUGGAUUACUUGACCUUGAGACAUGGAUUUAUCAUGGCACAUUUGGCUCCACAAAGUCACUCCAAGUUUGAUUUUCGGAAAUAUAUAAAACGAUCAUUGGACGAGGACUUCAAAGUUGUUGUAGGAAUCAGUCCUCCAUUCUGGUUCUUCGCAGUGUUGUUUCUCCUCUUGAACACUCAUGGCUGGUACUCUUAUUUGUGGCUGCCAUUCAUCCCUUUGAUCAUUAUUCUUUUAGUAGGGACCAAGCUACAAGUGAUCAUAACCGAGAUGGGUCUUAGAAUUCAACAAAGAGGAGAGGUUCUUAAGGGUGUGCCAUUGGUCCAGCCAGGCGAUCACCUCUUCUGGUUUAACCGACCUGGCCUCAUUCUCUACCUAAUCAAUUUCGUGCUCUUUCAGAAUGCUUUUCAGCUUGCUUUCUUUGCAUGGUCUGCGCUUCAAUUUGGGAUUAAAUCAUGUUUCCAUUCACAUACGGAGGAUGUGGUGAUCAGAAUCUCAAUGGGGGUCCUCAUUCAAAUCCUCUGCAGCUAUGUUACUCUUCCUCUCUAUGCUUUAGUCACACAGAUGGGUUCAACGAUGAAGGCAACAAUAUUCAACGAAAGAGUAGCGGUGGCUCUGCGGAAUUGGCACCAAACAGCGAAGAAGCACAUAAGACAGAACCGUGUAGGGUCAUUAUCCUUAUCAGGGACACCAGUCUCGAGCAGACCCACAACCCCAAGCCACCACAUGUCCCCAGUUCACCUCUUACGAUUCUACCGUUCCGAAGUAGACAGUUUCCCCGCAUCUCCAAGAAGAUCCAACAUGGACGCUGCCGAUCAGUUUCAACCCUCCGACAUCGAUUCCCCUUCUCCUUCUUAUUCCCACCACCAAAUCGAAAUGGCUAACAUUCCCCGCGAUCAUCCCACCUCCACCCACCAUGAGAUUGUUGUUGCGCACAGCAAAGAAUUUUCAUUUGAUAAAAGACCUACCGAUAACAAGUAAUAUUUCUUUUCUGUAACAUGUUCAAUUUAUUGUUAAUGUGUACAAAUAUGAUGCAUUGUAAAUCUUAAUGAUACCCAGUGUAUGGGACGUUUCUCUAUUUAAUUGAGCUGUGACUCGAGUUCGGUAUUUUCAGUGUUGUCAUCCUCUUCCUCGCGGAGGUUAUUUCUUUUGUACACUGUAACGAACGUUUCAUGAUAAUUACGUGUUUAAGAUAUGAUAUUAUAUUAUUUGAACAAUCUUU